GAAACCGACAUUUUGAUGGACUAUAAACAAAGAGGCGACGGUCAAGGUGGAGUGUACUUAAGGCACGACCGCCAGUUCAACGGUAGCUCAGUUGCCAUCAUGAAGUCAGCCAUCGUCUUUGUCUUUUGUCUCGCCGUAGUCGCUGGCCUAAUCAGUGAGCAUAAAACGGAGAAGGAGUACCACACAACCACUACACAUGUUCCAGAACCCUCUCAGGAUCUUCAGCCUCCAAAAAUUGGCAGCAAAAACUACUUUUAUAAGGAUAAUGUAGAACCAAUCCAUGGAAGUGACAAAGGAUCAAGUUAGAAGCAUAUAAAGCGUGGUUGAUGAAAAUAAAAUUAAUGUAUAAAAAUAACAACUGAUAGAAAUAAGAAUUAACAAUAUAUAUUAUUAAACUAAAGUUUUAAAACCAUAAUUUGUUUAAAUUAUAGAAUACUCUCUCCUACACCAGUACUGUUAUUUUGUAUUUCAUGACUUAGUUCAGUUUCGAAAUUUUUGAUUAUUAAUUUUUGUGAUAUUUCUAAAGGGAAUAUUUUAUAUUUAUUCACAGCUCUAUAUUUCGACACUGCAAUCACCUACUCUGGAAUCCACUUACUCACUGUCUGUACAGAUAUUAUAAUUAUUCCAAAUAUUAUAAUCCAAUAAAACUAGGAAUAUCACUAAAAUGACUUUACUCAAAAAUGUUUAAAUAGCAGUUGGUCAUUCAGUCAACUGAAAGGCUCAUCUAAGAUGUUUUCGGAAAAAUGCUGAAGUUUUAAGAUGCAAAAUGCUAAUUGAAUUAAGUAUUUCCUAGAGAAAAAUGGCUUAAAUUUGAUUUGCUAUAUUUGAAGAUAUUGUAAGAAUUAAAGAUGUAAAUAAUGUAUAUAAUAAAUUGCAUAUUUAAAUUACUUAACAAAGGUUCUUAUAUAACUAAAACUUGAAAUAAUAGUGCUUGGAGAUAUGGUAGGGAAUGGGAAAGCAAAUCCUUUGGGAUGGACAUGGAUUUUAUAUGUAUUUUUUAUAUUACAGACACUAACAAAAUACAUAAAUGAAUAAGUUGACCGAAUAAUGUUUUUUAAUUAUUU
Nezara viridula (southern green stink bug) is the source of this 1064-nucleotide messenger RNA. NCBI's taxonomy places the organism in Eukaryota, Metazoa, Arthropoda, Insecta, Hemiptera, Pentatomidae. The record is from the annotation of a GenBank genome assembly.